AUGGAUACGACUUGGAUUACACAACCACGAAAUACGCCAGAGUAUGCUAAAGGACUUAAUGGAUUCCUUGAUUUUGCCUUUAAAAAUCGUCCAAAUGGAAUGGCAAAAUGUCCCUGUAAAAAAUGCGGUUUCAAAACACCGCAAAGUAGAAGUGUGAUGUAUGAUCACUUAAGAGCGACACCAUUUCCAGUGGGAUACACUGAUUGGUGCUAUCACGGUGAGGUCGCGAUAGGAGAAAAUAGUAAUGGUUCAUCUAGUAAUCCUACAAAUGCAGUUCAUGACAUUACAAAUGGAGAAGAUCCUAUCCAGAACAUGCUUAACGAUGCUUUUGGAGUUGAUAGGAAUCAUGCAAAUGAAGUGCCUAUUGCAUCGAAUGUCGAUAUUGAAAUAGAUGAAGAUGUGACACCGGACGCGACUCAGGAGGGGAAUGAAGCAAAAGAGUUUUAUGAAUUAGCAAAAGAGGGGGAACAACCUUUGUAUGAAGGGUGUAAAAAAUAUUCAAAGUUGGCUUUUUUGGUGAAGUUGUAUCAUAUCAAAUGCUUGUGUGGAAUGAGUGAUAAGUCCAUGACAAUGAUUUUAGAACUCUUGCAAGAUGCAUUUGAACAUGCAAAGAUUCCAAGCUCAUUUUAUGAGGCGAAGAAAACAAUCACGAAACUUGGUUUGAACUAUGUAAAGAUUCCUGCUUGUCCGAAGGAUUGUAUGCUUUACUGGGGAAAUAAAGAAGAUGAGGAGAGGGAAACUUGUAAAGUUUGUCACACUUCCAGAUGGAAAUCAAGUAUAAAAUCUAAGGAGCGUGAGACAGGAAACGCUGACAACAGUUUGAAGAAAAUCCCUGCAAAAGUUCUUCGUUAUUUUCCAUUAAAACCUCGAUUACAAAGACUAUUUUUGUCUUCAAAGACAUCGGAGGAUAUGAGAUGGCAUGCUUUAAGUAAUAACAAUGAUGAAAUGAUGAGGCAUCCUAGAGAUUCUGAAGCAUGGAAACGAUUUGACUCGACACACCCUUGGUUUGCAUCGGAUGCACGAAAUGUCCGUCUUGCAUUAGCUACUGAUGGGUUUAAUCCCUUUGGCAUUAUGAGUUCAAACUACAGUGUCUGGCCCGUAAUUCUCAUUCCAUACAAUACUCCUCCAUGGGUGUGCAUGAAGCAGACAUCUUUUAUAAUGUCGAUGAUAAUUCCUGGAAAAAAUGCUCCAGGAAAUAACAUAGAUGUCUACUUACAACCUUUAAUGAAAGAGCUGCAAGAUUUAUGGACAACCGGUGUAGAUGCUUAUGAUUCUUUCAAGCAUGAGAUGUUCAAAUUACAUGCAGCUUUGAUGUGGACAAUAAGCGAUUUUCCUGGUUUAGGUAAUCUCUCUGGGUGGAACACGUACACUGGAUAUGCUUGUCCAACUUGUAACAAAGACUUUAAACCUUGCCGUCUUAAAAAUGGCAAAAAAUGGUGUUUUAUGGGCCAUCGUCGGUUUCUUGAUCGGAGACAUCGAUUUAGAUUGAACCGAAUUCGCUUUAAUGGUGAGCAAGAAUUGCGCGAUCCAUCAAGAAUGUUAUCUGGUUCAGAAAUUCUUGAACAAAUUUGUGACAUUAACGUCACAUUUGGCAGAAGUGUAGAGAAGAAAAAGAUUAGAAAAAGGUCACAACUUGAAGAUGGUCCAAAGUGGAACAAGAAAAGCAUAUUUUUUGAACUUCCAUAUUGGAAAGAUAAUUGUUUGCGCCACAAUCUUGACAUGAUGCACAUUGAAAAGAAUGUAUGUGAAAAUAUCAUAUUUACUUUGCUAAAUGAUAGUGGAAAAAGUAAAGAUAAUCUUAAUGCUCGAAAAGACCUUAAACUCAUGGAGAUAAGACCUGACCUCUGGCCAAAUGAAAGUGGAAAAUAUGCGUUAGCUGUAUAUGCAAUGACUAAAAGAGGUAGGAAGGAUUUCUUGGCUACUUUAAAGAACAUUAAUGUGCCUGAUGGGUAUUCGAGUAACAUUUCUAGGUGCAUUGAUUUGGAUAAUGGCAAGUUGAAUGGGAUGCUAAAAAGUCACGAUCGUCAUGUAUUGAUGGAGCAACUGUUACCGUUAGCCAUGCGGACAUCAUUGCCUGACAAGGUUUCGGCAGUAUUAAUUGAGUUGUGCUCAUUCUUUAGACAAUUGUGUGGUAAAGUGCUUAAAGUUGAAGAUUUGGACAUGUUGCAAAAUAAAAUCGUCCUCACUUUAUGCCACAUGGAAAUGUUAUUUCCUCCUUCAUUUUUCACUGUUAUGGUUCACUUGGUUGUUCACCUUGUUGAAGAAGCUAAGCUUGGAGGUCCUGUUCAUUAUCGGUGGAUGUAUCCUAUAGAAAGGUACCUAGGACAUCUAAAAUCAUAUGUUCGUAAUAAAGCACGACCUGAAGGCUCAAUAGCUGAAGGUUACCUUCUCGAAGAGAUUCUUACCUUUUGUUCAAGGUAUUUGGACGAUAUUGAAACAAGAUGGAAUCGAUGUGGUCGUGUAGAUGAUGAACCUAAUGAUGAACAACCUCAAUCACGAAUGUCUGAAUUGUUUCCUUUAAUUGGAAAACCAGUCGGAGGCUCUUCAUAUUUUACCCUUACACGAAGAGAAAAGUUGCAGGCUCAUCGGCACGUUUUAACAAAUUGCCCUGUAGUUGAUUAUUAUAUUCAGCAAUUUAGAACUAUAGUAAAGAGACAAAUGAGGGGAAGGCAUUCUUCUGAGGUAGACAAAAAAGUCCAUAGAGAAUUCGUUCAUUGGUUUUCCAAUCGUAUUGGCAACAAUCUUGACAGUCUUAGCGGACCAGAUAAAGAUGUUCUUAUUAGUCUAGCACAAGGUCCUCUGGACCAAGCUAGAAGGUUUACUGCUUACAAUGUUAAUGGAUUCAAAUUUCGGACCUUGGCACGAGACAAGUUAUUGAAAACACAAAAUAGUGGAGUUUUUAGCUCAUUUGGAACAAGAAGUUACUCAAGCAGUAGUGAUGACCAUAUGAGGUUUGGAGACGUGCCUUACUAUGGCAGAUUAAUAGAUAUCGUUGAGCUUUUCUAUUGCGGCUUUUCGAUUGUCAUGUUCAAAUGUGAAUGGGCUAAUACAACUAACCCAAGAGGCAUGAAGAAAGAUAAAUUGGGUUUUACUUCUAUUAACUUCGCAAGCUUAAGACAUACUGGAGAACACGAAGAUGAUGAACCAUACAUCAAAGCUUCUGAAGCUCUAAUGGUCUUUUAUGUCGAUGAUGAGAAGGAACAAGGUUGGAGCAUACCAGUUCAUUUGAAGCCAAGAGACUUGUACGACAUGGGUGAAGAUGAAAGUGAAAUAAUGGCAUCCAAUGAGACAUAUCCAUCACAAAACUUGGAAGAACUCUUUCAAGAUGAUAACACACAUAUCCCUUUAGCAAGAGUUGUAAUAGACGAGGAUCCUGAAAGUUCAGCCAUCAAUCAUCACUCUGAUGAUGAUAAUAAUGAUAUGUUAAUUUGA
This is a messenger RNA of Trifolium pratense (red clover), 3432 nucleotides long. RefSeq lists its product as uncharacterized. Bases 1 to 3432 code for a protein of 1143 amino acids. The record is from RefSeq and is a predicted model, not a curated record. NCBI's taxonomy places the organism in Eukaryota, Viridiplantae, Streptophyta, Magnoliopsida, Fabales, Fabaceae. The transcript has 4 exons.